This is a messenger RNA of Achroia grisella, 704 nucleotides long. RefSeq names its product U6 snRNA-associated Sm-like protein LSm2. NCBI's taxonomy places the organism in Eukaryota, Metazoa, Arthropoda, Insecta, Lepidoptera, Pyralidae. Gene Ontology annotation, molecular function: RNA binding. Gene Ontology annotation, cellular component: precatalytic spliceosome; U6 snRNP; Lsm1-7-Pat1 complex. The record is from RefSeq and is a predicted model, not a curated record. Gene Ontology annotation, biological process: mRNA splicing, via spliceosome. The transcript has a single exon. The coding region runs from base 99 to 386 and encodes 95 amino acids.
UAUAACAGUCAAGUCAAGCAAAGCAAAGCGAGGCUAGCGAAUAGUCUUCUGUUGUUUUUGUUUUGUUUACAUAUUUUACCACAAAAACAAAGCGGAAAAUGUUAUUUUAUUCAUUUUUCAAAUCCUUGGUUGGAAAAGACGUUGUAGUAGAACUAAAAAAUGAUCUCAGCAUAUGCGGCACGUUACAUUCUGUGGAUCAAUAUUUGAAUAUAAAGUUGUCGGAUAUUAGCGUUAUAGAUUCAGACAAAUAUCCACAUAUGCUAUCAGUGAAGAACUGUUUUAUUCGUGGCUCCGUCGUUCGUUAUGUUCAACUACCAGCUGAUGAAGUUGAUACCCAAUUAUUGCAAGAUGCUGCAAGGAAAGAGGCUACCGUUUCAACAAGAUAAACCUAACCUCAAAUUGAGUAUUGGCUCUCAAAUCGGUUCCGGUCACGAAAGAAGUGGUUGUAAAUACUAAUUAUAAGUUUUGGAAUAAUAUACGAUGUGAAUUGAAUAUUGCUCCUUUUUUAACUAUUACAGUAUAAUACCUUGUACUCUUUAGAAUAUUUAUUGUGUACAUCCACUGAAAUAAUGCAUCCUUGAAAUUGAUCGAUUUUCCUUGAUAACCCUUGUAAUGUUGUAUUUCAAUACAUGCUUAAAACAAUUCCAUAGCUUUACAUCCAUAUAUUGAAACCAAAUGUAUGCAUUUGGUGAAAAAUGAAUGGA